Nerophis lumbriciformis (worm pipefish) is the source of this 1863-nucleotide messenger RNA. Lineage: Eukaryota; Metazoa; Chordata; Actinopteri; Syngnathiformes; Syngnathidae. The record is from RefSeq and is a predicted model, not a curated record.
AUGGCCGACACGCCAAACAUCACUCCAGAGGAGCUGGAGGAUCUAAGAGAAGCCUUUGCUAAAAUCGACACUGACGGCAAUGGCUUUCUCAGCAAAGGAGAAAUCAACGAUCUUUUCCGGGCUGCCAACUUGGGUCUGCCAGGUUUCAGGGUCCGCGAGAUAAUUGAGGAGCUGACCAGCACCAGUGAAAAGCUCACCUUCCAGCAGUUCACUCAGAUCGUUCAAGGCCUAAAGAGUACCGAAGUGGGCAAGACUUUCCGAAAGGCCAUUAACAAGAAGGAAGGGAUCCGAAACGUGGCCGGAACCUCGGAGCAGGCCGGAACACAGCACUCAUACUCGGAGGAAGAGAAGGUAGCAUUUGUGAACUGGAUCAACAAAGCUCUGGAGAAAGACCCCGACUGCAAUCAUGUCCUGCCUGCCGAUCCGGACACUGACGAGCUUUUCACGGCCGUAGGAGACGGAAUCAUUCUCUGUAAGAUGAUCAACCUGUCCGUGGAGGACACCAUAGACGAACGCACCAUCAACAAGAAGAAGCUGACCCCCUUCACCAUCCAGGAGAACUUGAACCUGGCCCUCAACUCGGCCUCGGCCAUCGGCUGCCACGUGGUCAACAUCGGCGCCGAAGAUCUGAAGGAAGGUCGUCAGCACCUGGUUCUCGGUUUGCUGUGGCAGAUCAUUAAGAUCGGAUUAUUCGCCGAUAUUGAGCUCAGCCGGAACGAAGCUCUGAUCGCUCUGCUGAGAGAAGGAGAGAGUCUGGAGGACUUGAUGAAGUUGUCGCCGGAGGAGCUGCUGCUACGCUGGGCUAACUUUCACUUGGAGGGGGCCAAAGUGCCUAGGAUCAACAACUUCAGCUCGGAUAUCAAGGACUCGAGGGCGUACUUCAACCUUUUGCAUCAGGUGGCGCCCAAAGGCAAUGACAGCCUAGGACCGCCCAUCAAAAUCGACAUGAUGGGAAUCCACGAGAAAGACGAUAUUCAGCGGGCUGAGUUGAUGCUGGUGCAGGCAGAAAAAAUGGGGUGCCGCCAGUUUGUGACAGCGACAGACGUGGUCCGUGGAAACCCCAAACUCAACCUUGCCUUUGUCGCUAACCUCUUCCAUAAAUACCCCGCCCUCAAGAAACCAGACAACCAGGACAUAGAUUGGGGCUCCAUUGAAGGCGAAACGCGAGAAGAACGCACUUUCAGGAAUUGGAUCAACUCUUUGGGCAUCCAUCCUCGUGUCAAUCAUCUCUACGCCGACCUCGCUGAUGCGCUGGCCAUCUUCCAGCUGUACGAGAAGAUUAAAAUUCCGGUGGACUGGGAGCGUGUAAACAAGCCGCCGUACCCCAAACUGGGCAGCAACAUGAAGAAGCUGGAGAACUGCAACUACGCGGUGGAGCUGGGCAAGAAGGCCAAAUUCUCACUGGUGGGCAUCGGAGGCCACGACCUCCACGCCGGAAACCGGACACUCACGCUGGCUUUGCUCUGGCAGCUCAUGAGGAGGUACACGCUGAACAUCCUAGAGGACCUCGGCGACGGGCAGAAGGUCAACGACGACACAAUCGUAGCGUGGACCAAUCAGACGCUGGAAGGAGCCAAGAAAACCUCAUCCAUUUCCAGUUUUAAAGACUCCUCCAUCAGCAGCAGCAUGCCAGUUCUGGACCUGAUCGACGCCAUUCAACCUGGAUCCGUCCGCUACGACCUCCUCAAGAGAAACCACCCCGCGCCAGAAGAUAAAUUUAACAAUGCCAAGUACGCCAUCUCGACAGCGAGGAAGGUGGGCGCCCGCGUGUACGCGCUUCCGGAGGACUUGAUGGAGGUGAAACCCAAGAUGGUGAUGACCGUCUUCGCCUGCCUGAUGGCGCGUGCCAUCAAGCGAGCAUAA